GCGUGCGGGGGCCGGCGCUCUAGUGACAAUGGCCAGAGGCAAACUAAGAGGACAGGAGACCAGGGACGUGUUCCACAUAGCCACCCAGAAACACCUGAAAGCUAAGAACAAAGCAAAGCCCAUCACCACCAACCUCAAGAAUAUAAGUAUUAAACCACUGGCUCCUCAGCAGUGUCGUGACAAUGAACCAGUUAGUGUUGAUGGAGCUCCCGAGUUGAUGGCUCCGUUGUAA
Molecule: messenger RNA, 232 nt
Organism: Sorex araneus (European shrew)
Lineage: Eukaryota; Metazoa; Chordata; Mammalia; Eulipotyphla; Soricidae
Product: ribosomal biogenesis factor-like
Exons: 2
Coding region: 29-232 (67 amino acids)
Biological process (GO): ribosome biogenesis
Cellular component (GO): nucleolus
Source: RefSeq, a predicted model, not a curated record